AACACAUCCACUGACACAAGCAGAGCUCAGAUGUCCAAUAUAGCCUGAGGUCAGUAUGAAAAUACACAACCUGAUGUUAAAGUUCAGAUCUCUCUACAAAGCUGUCCACAUGACAGAGCUUGGACGUGUAGCUUAAACGUGUUUUAGUUUUAGUGUGUUGUACUUGUAUUGCAGUGUGUUUGUCAUCAGUGAGUGUAUGAUUACUGAGUUAUAAAAGGAACGAAGCUGCAGAAGAAGAAGCGAGAACUGAAGGAGAAAUGCUUUUACUGCAAUAAUCCAAGUAUGUCUCUUAGGGAUCCCCCGUAUGAACCUCCCUCCGUCUCUGAACUACAGGAGUUCUUACUGGCAGACAGACGCCCAACUGGUCAUGUCAAUCAAGUCUGGCCUAAUGUUUAUAUAGGCAACGAGGUGGCAGCACGUGACAAAGGAACUCUUCACGGUCUGGGUAUUACACACAUUGUAAAUGCUGCUCAUGGGCCUCCAACCCCUGGCAAUGGUCCCUGCUUUUAUGUCAACACUGGCCCACGUUUUUACAGAGACAUGAAUGUGGAUUAUUAUGGGGUAGAGGCUGAUGACGCAACAAAUUUCAUCCUCAGUCCUUACUUCUAUCCAACAGCGCGAUACAUCAGAGCUGCUCUGGCAAUGGGAGGAAGGGUGUUUGUACACUGUCUGAUGGGAGUGAGCCGUUCUGCAACCCUAGUGUUGGCCUUCCUGAUGAUCACUGAGGGCCUGCGGCUGCAGGAGGCUGUGGCCGCUGUAAGGCCACACAGAGACAUCUGUCCCAACCCAGGCUUCUUGCUGCAGUUGCGUUGCCUUGACAUGAGCCUAGAGAGGGAGAGGAGAAGAAAAAGACAGGCCCAGGCAUUAGGUCAUUUAGCAAAGCAGGGAGAAACACCAUCCCUGACAGAGCUGAGGGAAAUUCUCUGGACCAACAGGAAGCCUGUGAGCUCUGUCAAUGAAGUGUGGCCAAAACUCUACAUUGGAGAUGAGUCUGUUGCUCGAGAUAAAACCAGACUGUCAUCUCUGGGUGUUACUCAUGUGCUGAACGCGGCAGCAGGUCAACAUCGGAUCAACACCGGUCAGAUGUUUUACACUGAUAUUGAAGUCGUGUACCAUGGCGUUGAGGCUGCAGACCAUCCAGAGUUCAAUCUCCAGCCAUUUUUCAACUCUGCUGCACAGUUCAUAGACCGCGCCUUGAAGGAAAAUGGGAAAGUUCUUGUUCACUGUGCCAUGGGUGUGAGCCGCUCUGGGGCGUUGGUUUUGGCCUAUCUGAUGAUCCACCAGAGCCUGACGUUACCGGAGGCCAUCAUGGCUGUGCGUCUGUGCCGAGACAUCGGACCCAACUCUGGAUUUCUGGAGCAACUCAGAAAGCUGGAGUUGAGCCUUCGUACACAGAGCAAACAGAUCGCUGAGGACAGUAACGAAGGAAAACCUGUUUCUCUGUAAUAAGGUUUUACUGGAAUGUCUCCCCUUUGACAAAUUGGUUUUAUGGGAUGUCCCAGUUCUAAACCAGUUUACAAAGAUGUACCUACUGAACGCUUAAUGUUUUUCUCCACAAACAAUUGUCAAUAAAUGUUUAUUGAUCCACACCUGGUCAUACAUUCUUGACUUCAACAUUGUUUUAAUAAUUGUGUUGCUUCACCCUGUUGAUUGAAUUACGGUGUUAUAAUAAAAGACUUGAACAGUGAAAAAGAACUGCAAAAAUCA
Messenger RNA from Xiphophorus hellerii (green swordtail), 1707 nucleotides. RefSeq names its product dual specificity protein phosphatase 13-like. Gene Ontology annotation, molecular function: MAP kinase phosphatase activity; protein tyrosine/serine/threonine phosphatase activity. Lineage: Eukaryota; Metazoa; Chordata; Actinopteri; Cyprinodontiformes; Poeciliidae. Gene Ontology annotation, biological process: negative regulation of MAPK cascade; protein dephosphorylation. The record is from RefSeq and is a predicted model, not a curated record. The transcript has 7 exons. Gene Ontology annotation, cellular component: cytoplasm. Bases 283 to 1446 code for a protein of 387 amino acids.